Molecule: messenger RNA, 1057 nt
Organism: Phytophthora infestans T30-4
Lineage: Eukaryota; Oomycota; Peronosporomycetes; Peronosporales; Peronosporaceae
Exons: 4
Coding region: 29-1057 (342 amino acids)
Biological process (GO): lipid homeostasis
Cellular component (GO): membrane; endoplasmic reticulum
Source: RefSeq, a predicted model, not a curated record
CAAAUUUCUCCAAAUUGGCAGCAGUAGCAUGGGAUGGUACGACGGCGGCGACGAGCUGCUGGAGGAGGAGCGCAGCGUACGUCUCGGUGAGAAUGCGCUAGUCGCGGGCAUUGCGUUCUCGCUGUUCUGGGCCAACUUCGGGCUGUCUUGGUAUCUGUCCAAUCGCCGUAUACCCGAGUUCUCGGCCUUCACCUCAGCACAAAAGGCCGACUGGUGUUCCAGAGUAAAUUCGACAAUCCACGCAAUUCUGGUGGUCAUUGGCGUCGCGUACGCACUGGCGGAUAUCAGCUGGUCGAACGAGUUCCUGCCCAUGUCGUCUCUUCGGGCAGCGAGCUUCAUCUUUUCGAUUGCGAUUGGAUAUUUCUUGUGCGACCUGAUCAUUAUUAUUAUUUGGCCGGUACCGAUGCAAUGGGUCUUUAUCAUCCACCACAUCGUCGCUGUAGUCCCAUACUUCAUCAACAAUUUCAUAUCAUGUUGUGCUGCAUGUCAAUUCGGGCUACUGCUGUUUCUGUUGGUUGAGCUUGCGACGCUGCCGCUUAAUGCACGAGGUUUCAUGGAUGCCCGGGACAGGCAGGACAGGAAGAACUACAUGCGCUCCAUCUACUCAACGUACAUCAUAUGGGCCAUCUCCCGAACAGCGUUGCCGAUCUUCGUCAUGUACGACCUCUGGGCGUACGCUUACCCAUCGGACCGCAAUCACGACACUUGUUUCUUCCCUAAUCUAAUUAGUGCCCACCUCAUCGCGGUGUUCUGCGUCGGUGUCUUCUUCUUCGUGCACACACCUGAGAUGAUCCGAAUCAGACGCGAACAUCGACAAGCGAACGGAGCUGCUGACUCGUCGGGAGAGGUCGCAAUCAGCACGGAUGACGCCGAUAUGAUCGAGUCUGAAGUCGACGACACGCCCAGUUCCAAGGCCAAGAAGCCCAGUAGCAUUCGCAGCCUUACUCUUUCACUGUCUAGACCCAAGGAGCCCAUCACAGACGACUCCUAUGACGAUAUCGAGCUCGGUGUCAUGCCCCGAAGUGCUCGUGGUCGAGGCUCGACUCGAGUGUCCUAA